AUGGCGCCAUCCAUUAAUAUCCCGAUUGCCUUGCUCAUCGCCUUCACCGCCAUGUCGCUGCAGCCAUCGCCAUCAGCGGCGUUCUCGUUCCCACCAAUCGUCCCAUGCAUACCGGGCCUUCCUCGGAUCCCACUGUUCCCUUGCUAUGAGCCGCCGCCGCAGCCGGCGCCACCGAAGGAGCCGACGGAGUGCCGGUCGCACCUCAUGAACAUGAUGCCCUGCGCGGGCUUCCUCACCAACACCAGCGUGACGGCGCCUUCGGCCACGUGCUGCGACGGCUUCACGCGGGUCGCCCACGAGGGAGCAGCCAUCUGCUACUGCCGCGUCGUCAACGGCGACAUCGGCCAGCUCUUUCCGGCGCCGAUGAACUUCACGCGCAUGUUCGCCCUCGACACAGCGUGCAGCGCGCCUUUCCAGCUGAGAGCACUGGCCAAGCACUGCGACACAGGAGCACCGUAG
Molecule: messenger RNA, 459 nt
Organism: Miscanthus lutarioriparius
Lineage: Eukaryota; Viridiplantae; Streptophyta; Magnoliopsida; Poales; Poaceae
Source: the annotation of a GenBank genome assembly